AGACGCUUGGUGUGUUUCUACCGUUUCUACCUGUCCUCAUCUAUCACAGGUCGAGGCUUUCCAAGGUGGCUCGGAGCUCCUAACAGCAGCGUCUGCGUCUGAAGGGGCUUGUCUAGGGGCUUUUGGUGGACAAGACGAGAGUCUCGCGACAUCAUGUCGUACUUUAUGACCCAUUUACACUCUGGAUGGCAUGUCGAUCAGGCCAUCCUGGUGGAAGAAGACCGCGUCGUGUGUAUUCGAUUUGGACACGAUCACGAUCCAGACUGUAUGGCGAUGGAUGAAACGCUCUAUAGCGUUUCGGAAAAGGUUCAACAGUUUUGUGUCAUGUAUCUGGUGGAUAUUACAGAAGUUCCAGACUUUACAAAGAUGUACGAGAUCUAUGAUCCUUGUACAGUCAUGUUCUUUUACCGAAACAAACAUAUCAUGAUUGAUCUCGGAACGGGAAACAAUAACAAAAUAAACUGGCCGAUGACGGAUAAGCAAGAGCUAAUCGAUAUCAUCGAAGUUGUGUACAGAGGCGCAUCGAAAGGACGUGGGCUGGUCGUCUCGCCUCGAGACUACUCGACACGGCAUAAAUACUAGGAUAAAGGCGGAACGAGCCAAAAAAAAAAAAAAGGGGGUCACAGCCCUUCUAGGUGGAC
This is a messenger RNA of Kockovaella imperatae, 641 nucleotides long. Its product is annotated as thioredoxin-like U5 snRNP-specific pre-mRNA splicing factor. The record is from RefSeq and is a predicted model, not a curated record. Gene Ontology annotation, biological process: mRNA splicing, via spliceosome. Lineage: Eukaryota; Fungi; Basidiomycota; Tremellomycetes; Tremellales; Cuniculitremaceae. The transcript has 9 exons. The coding region runs from base 154 to 582 and encodes 142 amino acids. Gene Ontology annotation, cellular component: spliceosomal complex; U4/U6 x U5 tri-snRNP complex; U5 snRNP.